AUGCAAUUUGAUUUUUUUGAUGAAGAACAAGCUUAAAUUUAACAUUUUGAAUCAACCCAUUCAUAUGGUGAAACACAAUCAGUUUAAGUCCUAAAUAAACUUGCAUAACAAGCCCCACCUGAUAAAUAGCAUCCAAAAUAGUUAGAACAGGUUGAAGUGCUUAAUCCUCCGCAAUUUAUACACUAAUUGCUAAAGGAAAGACCACAUCCUGUUGAAAGGCAUGAAGUAUUUGGUAUGCUGGUGCAUUUUGUACAGGCUAAAUUGUACCAUCCGCACACAUUUUAACAAUUUGAUUAAUCCCAAUCUGAACAUUUGUAACAGCCUUCUUCUGACCACCAACCACAACCUGUCUCUGCCUCACAACUUGCUGAAUCAGUGGUGGUACAAUCAGCAGAUGCUUAUUGUAAUGUCAAACAAUAAAGAACAAAGGAAAUCAUAAAAAGCUAAUCAAAUUUGAUAUAAUUGUAAUUUAAAUGCUAACUGAAGAUUUAAGAUAUGAUCUCAUAUGUUUAUAUAUUAAUACCAAAAUUGAGAAUAUUUAAAUUCUUAAAUAUUGUACUUAAAUAGGAAGCUUGA
Paramecium tetraurelia is the source of this 576-nucleotide messenger RNA. RefSeq lists its product as uncharacterized. The transcript has a single exon. The record is from RefSeq and is a predicted model, not a curated record. NCBI's taxonomy places the organism in Eukaryota, Ciliophora, Oligohymenophorea, Peniculida, Parameciidae.